Messenger RNA from Marchantia polymorpha subsp. ruderalis, 2999 nucleotides. The record is from the annotation of a GenBank genome assembly. NCBI's taxonomy places the organism in Eukaryota, Viridiplantae, Streptophyta, Marchantiopsida, Marchantiales, Marchantiaceae.
CGGAGAGAGAGGCCGAGGUCGGUGAAAAGCGGAAGAUUUAGCGGAGGCGGGCGAAAGCGACGCGCGAGGGAAAGCGAGGGACGCAGGUUCUUCGGAGGAAGGCCGGCGAAAGGGGAACCCUAGAAUCGCUGAGAAGGAGAGAGCAGGGCUCGUGCCGCCCCGUCCCGUCUCGACGCGGCAGGGCAAGGCGGGGCGGGGCAGGGCAGGGCAGAGCUCAUUGGCCGGGUCGAGCGGCUGGCUAUGGAGGCGGAUCGGAGGCUAGGGUCCGAGGGGCCCACGGCGGGCAAAGAGUCACGGGCGGACAACUGCUCGAGCGCGAGAGAAGGCGGAGGAGACGUGGCAGUUGGGGGGCGUGAUUGCUGCCGCAGUGCUGCCGUGAUGCAGUGAUGAUGUCGUGUUGUGGAUAUAGGCGCUUGCGGCACUUUCCUGCGCUGCUCGUCGUCGUCCUCGCUGCCUUCUGCUGCCUGGCGUCGCCUUGAGUAUGUCCGGGGCGACGCCUUAGAUAAGUCUGCCCUGCGCCUCUAUUGUACAUUCGACCCGAUCGGGUUGAUGAUCCGGUGGCGGCCAAGACAGCGCCAGCGGGAGCGUUGUUCUCGAUGUCUGGGCCCGGUGUCUUCUGCUGAUUUUCUGUAAUUGUAAUUAUGGAUCACGCCCUCGCUUGACUCGAGCCGGGGCGGAAACACGAAGUUUCGGCUCGUCGGAGCAAAAGGCUGUACAGUACAGCGAGGGAAGGAGGCAGAGAGGAAGGGAGGCCGCGAGGCAGGCAGGGAGGCAGAAAUGUGUCCUUCGGUCCUUUCGUGAUAUCUUCGUCCUCUACAUGACUAUCGGAAGAGCGUCGCAGCGGCUUGCUAUACAAGCUGCAAAUUCGAGGAUCGCUGCCGCGCCAAUUGAAGAUGAGGUCUGCAGCUCGUGCGCUUCGUGCCGCCAGAUUGCAUUCUGCGGACGUUCGAAACACCGCGGCUGUCGCUGGCCGGUCGUUUUCUUUGCGAGCCGAUCCUCCGCAGGCACAGCCGAAAUUAUUCGUGUCUAGUAGCAGAUGCACCCGUGACUUUGAGGGUCCAUUGCUCCCGAAGGACUUGAAAGUUUUCUCGAGAAAAUUUUCGGUUUCUGCUUCCGUUUCCUUAGCAGAGAAUGAUAACGUGUCUGGUGAGCAACGAGGUCCUCUGGCAGAGUACCAGCGUCGAAUUGCAUCCGGGGAUUUGAAGCCUGGAGACAAAUUCCAGGAAGAUGCGUUGAGAGCUCUUCAGGCUUUAUACGAUGUUCUUUAUAGCACAUCUGAGGAAGUGGGAUUGGAGAAGGCGUCUUGGGAAUCGCGGAAUGGUUCAAGUGGGAGUUGGUUCUCACGGCUGAUGCCAAGAGUUCAAUGGAAUGCACAGCCGUCUGUUCGAGGUCUAUACUUGUACGGAGGCGUGGGAACAGGCAAAACCAUGUUAAUGGACAUGUUUUUCGAUGAGCUGCCCAAAACAUGGAGGAAAUCGAGAAUACAUUUUCAUGAUUUCAUGCUCGAUGUACAUUCCAGUCUCCAGAAAACCAGAAGCCAGGCAGAUCCCUUGGCGGUAGUUGCUGAUGAAAUUUUGAAGGAGGCAGUUUUGCUGUGUAUUGACGAGUUUAUGGUUACUGAUGUGGCAGACGCCCUUAUUUUAAACCGGCUAUUUGAUCAUCUUUUUAAAAGGGGAACUAUUUUAGUGUCCACAUCGAAUCGGCACCCUGAUCAAUUGUAUGAAGGUGGUCUGCAGCGAGACUUGUUUCUUCCUUUCAUAGCCAAUCUGAAGAGUCGGUGUGUGGUUCACGAAAUCGGGUCAUCGAUCGAUUACCGAAAACUCACUGCGGCCGAGCAAGGAAUGUACUUUGUGGGACCAAAUGCAUCCGAGUUGCUGCAUCUAAAAUUUGGUCAAAUUACAGAUGGAGAGGAACCCCGGCCAACUACUGCAGAACUUAGAAUGGGUCGAACGCUGCAGGUACCUUUGGCAGCCGAUGGAUGUGCUCUGUUUCAAUUCCACGAGCUUUGUGAUAUGCCUCUGGGCGCUGCUGAUUAUAUUGGGCUUUUUGAAAAAUUUCAUACUCUAGCUCUGGACGGAGUCCCUAAAUUUGGUUCUCAUAACCGUGCUUCAGCUUAUCGGUUUACGACAUUGAUAGAUGUAAUGUAUGAACACAAGGCGAGAUUUAUGUGCUCCGCCGAGGCUACGCCUGUGGAGCUAUUUGAGAAAGUGUUGCCGAUAUCUGAAGCACCAAAGCAAAAGAGGACUUCAUCACGUUCGAACAAUCCCGAAGAUGCAGACAUUCUUAUAGACAACGAUCUGGGGUUUACGAAGGACCGUACCAUCAGCAGGUUAACAGAGAUAAACAGUUCGGAAUAUCAAGAGGAUCAUGCUAUUGCUUACAACCGCUUGCCAAACCCCGCCGCAACGGGUACGGACGCUUAAAAUGCAGCAUCUUGUACACUUCCUCCAAAAGCACGUAUUGAGCAGAAUAAUCGUGAAACUCAGGUAGCUCAUUAUCUGUACGUGAUUGGUGACCUGGGACCGAGGUUUUGCCCUAGCUGCGGCAAGCUGCGGCAAUAUACGUAUUUGUAGAUAUUCUCAUUUUUUCUGGUCUAGAACAUGUCGGCGUUUGUCUACAACCUUGAGAGAACCCCCAAGUGUCUGCACGAGGUUCUGGAGUCUUUUCUGUCGUAGGAAAGGUCGGUCAAGGAACUAUGUAGCCUAUCAGCAUUCCAUCACCAUUUUUGUCUCUGCUGAGAAAGAAGUGCACUAUUGAAGCAUCAGUGAUUAGAUCUGAUGUAAUUAGGCUGUGUUUUGAAAAAUUUGACUACUGUACAGUAUUUUUGAGUACCAUAGAAAAAGGUGAAUCCAAGAUGGAGCUGCUUGCUGAGGAGUUAGAUAUACAUUCGAACUAUAGGUGGUGAAGAUCUGACAAGUUUAUUGUUCCAUGAUAAGAUGAUCCCAAAGGUCCGAGGAAUGUUCCAAACGAAAAUUCACCUUAAAGGUGUUUGAAGGAUU